This is a messenger RNA of Coregonus sp. 'balchen', 6789 nucleotides long. The record is from the annotation of a GenBank genome assembly. NCBI's taxonomy places the organism in Eukaryota, Metazoa, Chordata, Actinopteri, Salmoniformes, Salmonidae.
UGAUGACGUCAAUUACACGCACCGUUCACAUUUACAGAAGACAGAAAACAUGGCUGCGGACAUGAGAUUACCAAUUUUUCGGAAACAAGUAUCGUUAUCACCCUCUCUGUCUGCUUUAGAUGGAAAAGAUCUAGUUGUGCCCGGUGAUGUGAUCACAUCAGAUACAGGGUUUAUGAGGUAUGUCUGUCUACAAGCUAGUAUGAACCUCACGAGAACAAGUAAACAAUCCGUCAACAUGCUGCUCCCAUUUUAUAACAUUUUGAGUCUGAGUUUUUUUCCCCUUCUCUUUACUGUAAAUCAAUAUUAAUCCACGUAUUGUUUGCCUCAUUUGCUUUAUAUAGGUAGCUAGCUAGAUAGCUAGGGUGAUGUUGACUAGAUAUGGCAGGUCUCACUUGUUAGUGCAUAAUACUCUGCAAGUUUCACUUGUACAGUCGUGGUCAAAAGUUCACAAAGUUCGCUGCUUCAGUGUUAUGAGAUAUUUUUGUCAGAUGUUACUAUGGUAUACUUAAGUAUAAUUACAAGCAUUCCAUCAGUGUCAAAGGCUUUUAUGCAAAGAGUCAAUAUUUGCAGUGUCGACCCUUCUUUUUCAAGACCUCUACAAUCCACACUGUUAUGCUGUCAAUUAACUUCUGGGCCACAUCCUGACUGAUGGCAUCCCAUUCUUGCAUAAUCAAUGCUUGGAGUUUGUCAGAAUUUGUGGGUUUUUGUUUGUCCACCCGCCUAUUGAGGAUCGACCACAAGUUCUCAAUGGGAUUAAGGUCUGGGGAGUUUCCUGGCCAUGGACCCAAAAUGUUGAUGUUUUCUUCCCCAAGCCACUUAGUUAUCACUUUUGCCUUAUGGCAAGGUGCUCCAUCAUGCUGGAAAAGGCAUUGGUCGUCACCAAACUGUUCUUGGAUGGUUGGGAGAAGUUGCUCUCGGAGGAUGUGUUGGUACCAUUCUUAAUUCAUGGCUGUGUUCUUAGGCAAAAUUGUGAGUCCACUCCCUUGGCUGAGAAGCAACCCCACACAUGAAUGGUCUCAGGAUGCUUUACUGUUGGCAUGACACAGGACUGAUGGUAGUGCUCACCUUGUCUUCUCCGGACAAGGUGUUUUCCGGAUGCCCCAAACAAUCGGAAAGGAGAUUCAUCAGAGAAAAUGACUUUACCCCAGUCCUCAGCAGUCCAAUCCCUGUACCUUUUGCAGAAUAUCAGUCUGUCCCUGAUGUUUUUCCUGGAGAGAAGUGGCUUCUUUGCUGCCCUUCUUGACACCAGGCCAUCCUCCAAAAGUCUUCGCCUCACUGUGCGUGCAGAUGCACUCACAUCUGCCUGCUUCCAUUCCUGAGCAAGCUCUGCACUGGUGGUGCCUCGAUCCUGCAGCUGAAUCAACUUUAGGAGACGGUCCUGGCGCUUGCUGGACUUUCUUGGACGCCCUGACGCCUUCUUCACAACAAUUGAACCUCUCUCCUUGAAAUUAUUGAUGAUCCGAUAAAUGGUUGAUUUAGGUGCAAUCUUACUAGCAGCAAUAUCCUUGCCUGUGAAGCCCAUUUUGUGCAAAGCAAUGACGACGGCAUGUGUUUCCUUGCAGGUAACCAUGGUUAACAGAGGAAGAACAAUGAUUUCAAGCACCACCCUCCUUUUAAAGCUUCCAGUCUGUUAUUCUAACUCAAUCAGCAUGACAGAGUGAUCUCCAGCCUUGUCCUCGUCAUCACUCAUCUGUGUUAACGAGAGAAUCACUGACAUGAUGGCAGCUGGUCCUUUUGUGGCAUGGCUGAAAUGCAGUGGAAAUGUUUUUUUGGGGGGAUUAAGUUCAUUUUCAUGGCAAAGAGGGACUUUGCAAUUAAUUGCAAUUCAUCUGAUCACUCUUCAUGAUAUUCUGGAGUAUAUGCAAAUUGCCAUUAUCAAAACUGAGGCAGCAGACUUUGUGAAAAUUAGUAUUUUUGUCAUUCUCAAAACUUUUGACCACGACUGUGCAGUACUGUAGCUAUUCAAUUUAUUAUGCUAAACUCCAUCCAUGUGUUAUUUAGCUAGCUUGGCGUCCCAUAUGGAAAAUAAUACUGAAAAUCAAAUAAUAAUCUUGUAUGGCAUAAGAUUAUUUGUACAAAAAUCAAAUAAGUCAUCUGUACUCAGGAUCUGGUAUAAUGUUUUUCCUUAUAUGUCAGUGGUGUAUUUGUAUAUGUGUUAAAUUAUAUGCCUUAUAUGAUAUACACAAUUGAAUACUUGAUUGUGCUGCAUUUCCUACAAAUAUAUGGUUUGACAUAUUUGAAUAUUACAAGAAAAUGUAUGUUCUGAGAAUGUAACCUCUACAAAAUAAAUGCUUUAAUUAUAGGUUUUACAUAGGCUUUUAUGUCAACAUAUAAAAAACAUGAAAAUACAAUAUUUGUAUAUCAAUUUUCACUUUUAGGUAUGAGUUUCCAUGAUUAAGGCUGGGUAUUUUGCAUUUUUCAAACACCUGAAACAGCUUUUUCCUGCAAUCUAGAGCAGGGAUGGGCACUACAAACAUAAGAGGAUACACAACUAAAUAAUAACAAAAACUGAAGGACUAAAAAGCCCCCUAAGGAAAAGCAAAGCUAAAAAGGUGUGUUUUAAGAUCUCUUUUAAAAAUGUCCACAGUUUCAGCCCCCCUAAGGUUCUCUGGCAGGCUAUUCCAAAAGCUGGGGGCAUAGUAACUAAAGGCUACCUCUCCAUGCCUCUUGGUCCUAGGCUUUGGGAUAGUUAAAAGGCCAGUGCCAGAGGACCUGAGGGACCUACUGGGUACAUAACUUAAAAGCAUGUCUGACAUGUAUUGGGGUGCACAAUCGUGGAUUGAUUUAAAAACCAAUACACCCAACACAUCAGUUAUCAUAUUAAAACUGCAAACAUUUGCCUCCACCCUAUAGUAAAAUGUGUAGAAUUGCAGGAAAUUAGCUUUAAAACUGCUAAUUCUUCUAUCCGCCGCAUGGCAAAAUGGGUAGAAUUGCAUGAAAUGAGUUAUACAAUUGCAAAAUCUUCUCUCCGUCCCGUGGCAAAAUGUGUAGAAUUGCAGGAAAUGGGUACGCAGACCCACAAGCCACUGUGGCCCCUCAUGAUGAGUUCUGUUUUUUUGUGGCCCCCACCCCCAUCAAAGUUGCCCAUCCCUGAUCUAGAGUAUAUCAUGGCUGCUAUGUGUAGCACCUUUAAUUAAACUAACUAUGUUUCUCUGCUGAAAUCUGGAUAAAAUAUGGAAUGGAAUGUGAGUCUUAUUCAGUACAUUUAGUAAUUGCUUGCCAGCAGGCAUGCCAGCUAAGAUAGUUAGACAAGCUAGCUACUCUAACUUUAUGGAUAGCCUGAAAUGGCUUCUUGGUAGCUAGUUAUGAGGUUAGGAGAUUGGGAACCGAUAUGGGCUAGCUAAAGCCUAGGUGGCUAGUAGUGUUACAGAGAAAUAACAACAAAAAAUUCAACUAUAUCUAUAUUAAACAGGACAAAUCUGAGGGGGCACGUGCCCCCUAUGGGCAUGAUGCCUCCUCUUAGCUUUGUGAUUUAUCACAGACUACUACCAAUGUGCUAUCGAGAGAAUGAUUGUUAAGAGAUCUCCACUUAAUAACUAAAUAGAUUCACUGCUGUUAUCAGUCAUUCCUCAUUCUCCUCCUCCCCCUGUCCUCUUCUCUCCUCCUCAUCCUCCUGUACUCGUCCUCUUCUCCUCUCCUUCUCCCCCACCUCUCCUUCUCCUGUCCUCCUCUCUCCUCCUCCUGUCCUCCUCCUCUCUUCUCUCAUCUUCUCCCCUUCCUCCUCCUCCACCACUCCUCCCCCUCCUGCUUUCCCCUUCCUCCCCCUCCUGCUUUACCCCUUCUUCCUCCUCCACCACUCCUCCCCCUCCUGCUUUCCCCUUCCUCCCCCUCCUGCUUUCCCCCUUCCUCCUCCUCCACCACUCCUCCCCCUCCUGUUUUCCCCCUUCUUCCUCCUCCACCACUCCUCCCCCUCCUGCUUUCCCCCUUCCUCCUCCUCGCGGUGGACUUUGUCACAUUGCAUGCUUCAAUGACAUCAGACAGUGGUAUGCAAGUGCUUUGAAAUGUCCCAUGUAUGUGAGACCUUAGAAUGCUUCGCUUACAUGUCUCUUGUAUGUUUUUUAUAUAAUACAUGCAACAUUUCUGUUAUGUCUAAAUGUUAAAUACCCAUAUAAGUCAGAUAUUACAAUAAUAUUCUAUGAAUCUUGUAAGUAUAUUUGCUGCUAUAUGUAUUACUUACAAGUUUCAGGUAGAACAUGAAACAAUCUUGGUAAAUUAUUCCUUAUCUUUUCCAUAUGGGUUACUAUACUAUUGUACUAUACUAAAUUUUUCUUCAAUUAAUCAUACAACGUCUGCCAAGUUAAUUUUAAUUAUGUUCAAAUCAAAUUUUAUUGGUCGCAUACACAUAUUUAGCAGAUGUUAUUGCGGGUGUUCCUAGCUCCAGCAGUGCAGUAAUAUCUAACGAUUCACAACAAUACACACAGAUCUAAAAGUAAAAUAAUAUAAAUAUUAGGACGAGCAAUGUCGGGAGUCCAGAGUAUACAUGACAUUGACAUUGAAAGUGGAUAUAUAGUGAGUCUUGAUUAGACCAAACUGCUUUUCAUUCUAGGGGUCAUGGGACUUACAUGGAUGAAGAAAAACUAACAGCCUCUGUGGCUGGAGAGGUGGAGAGGGUGAACAAGCUCAUCUGUGUACGGCCGCUCAAGACCAGGUAAGUGGACCAGGUGCCACAGUAAUGUCUGUAGUCCUAGGCUUAGAUUUACCCCAGUGGUUAGCUACUGCCUCAAUGUUUAAGACAACUUUUCCAUUGUGCAGCAUCUUCUGUUAUUGUAUCACAGUCUGUUUGUCUAAAAAUAAAACUAUAUGACUUGUUAUUGAUUACCUUUGCCAUGUUUAUCUGUUCUGAUUCCCAGGUUCAAUGGGGAGGUUGGAGAUGUGGUGGUUGGAAGGAUCACAGAGGUAUGUUUCCAUUUGAGGUGGUGAUACGGUCAGUAAAGCUAAUAAUGACUUGGGGUGAUCGUGCUUCUCGUGGUUGGAGCUUAGUGUUUCUCUGCCAUUUGUAGGUGCAACAGAAGCGCUGGAAGGUGGAGACCAACUCCAGACUGGACUCUGUGUUGCUGCUGUCCUCUGUCAAUCUGCCCGGAGGAGAGCUGGUGAGUGGAAUAGACAACAUAGAUCUGGGAAUUUGGAAGUGUCUUUGGGUAAUGUGCGCUUGGUCCUCUCUUCCUAUAAGCACCCAGUGCAAGCAUAUUGUUAUGACACUGUUGGUCAAACUUCUUUGGAUAUUUAUUUACAUUAUUCUCUCUUUCUCUCUGUCUUACCAUCAAUCAAUCUUUCUGUAUCUGUCCUUCUUAGAGGAGACGGUCAGCAGAAGAUGAGCUCACCAUGAGAGAUUACCUUCAGGAGGGGGACCUCAUCAGUGUAUCCUCUGCUCUGACCUGAAUCUGUAACCUGGGCCCUUUUGCCUUCGUAAUGUCCAUCCUACCCAAACUACUAUGAAAUACAUGGAAUCUUCAUUAUCUUUAGAUUAUUAUUAUUAUUUUUUUUUUUUUUUUUAGCUCUACCGUCUACUAGCAAGUGUCAUUCUCUCAUUGAUAAAUGCAUUAACUUCUUUCUGCUUCAUAAUUCGUAUGUGACUAUGGUCAAGAUUAUCCUUGACUAGCUCUUCUCUCAGGCAGAGGUGCAGUCUGUUUUCUCAGAUGGAGCACUCUCUCUUCACACCCGCAGUUUAAAGUACGGAAAGGUAGCUAAGAUUAACUACCCAAUGUGUGAUCAACAAUUUUGAUGUUCUAUGGUUUUUAAAGUGAUUGAAAAUGUAAACCAUUUACCUCAUAUUUUCUCAUAUUAUUUUGCAACCACAUCACAUCAGCUGGGGCAAGGAGUUAUUGUGCAGCUAUCUCCCUCACUGAUCAAGAGACAGAAAACCCACUUCCACAACCUGCCGUGUGGGGCCUCCAUCAUCCUGGGCAACAAUGGCUUUGUGUGGCUGUACCCCACCCCAGGACAGCAGGACGAGGAGGCUGGAGGAUACUACACCAGUCUGGAGGUGAGAGCUGCCUGGGGCUACACAGCUGUGAGCGCGAAUAUAAGGGAUCCAACUUCUAUGUAGUUAAUAUGAAGUGUUGUGCUUAUAACUGUUUGACUUUUACUAUAUUUAUAUUAUCUACCCAAAUCCUUCUGUUUCCCUUUUUCACCAUUGUAUUUUGGCUUUCCUCACUGUAACCUCUCCCUCUCUCCCACCUCACCCCCUCAGCCUGUCUCUCUCUCUGAUCGGGAGGUGAUCUCGCGGUUGAGGAACUGCUUGCUGGCCCUAGGGGCACACAAAGUGCUGCUGUAUGACACCAGUGUGCUCUACUGUUACGAGUCAUCACUCCCACAUCAGGUAACGCUCUCUGUACUGAUCUGGCUAAUGGAAAGAGGAUCUGAGAGAAGCAAACCUUUCCAUUCAUUGUGCCUCAGUUAGAUCAUUCUUUUAAAAGGGACUCGAUGGCAAGCCAUUUUGCAUGACACACAAUCUAUAGCCAUCCAAGCCAUUCAUAUGAUGACAUUGCAUUUUUAGCACCUUUCAUCAGAUUUCAAAGUGUUUACAAAGCAUAUAAAUUUACCUGUCUCUCUAUCUCUUUCUAGAUCAAGGAUAUCUUAAAACCGGAGGUGAUGGAGGAGAUUGUGAUGGUGACGCGUCAGAAACUGGUGGAACAGGAGGGUUAGAGUAUCAGAUUCAACCUUUCUGUGACCUUUAGCAAUGGAAGGUUUGUGUUCCCUGCAUUCCAUGUCUAGGCACCAAGGCCUUAACUGUGUUAGGGACUGAACCCCCGCCCAAGGUCUGAACUCGCCUCUCAACCAGAAGAUACC